Messenger RNA from Didymodactylos carnosus, 1359 nucleotides. Lineage: Eukaryota; Metazoa; Rotifera; Eurotatoria; Philodinida; Philodinidae. The record is from the annotation of a GenBank genome assembly.
AUGCUAGGACUUACAUGUAUCGUUGGUGGUGAAGCGGCUAAACCCAGUAGUUGGGGAUGGUCUGCAUCUUUACGGGUAAAUGAUAAGCACAUUUGUGGAGGGACAAUACUCUCAGCUUUCUAUAUAAUCACAGCAGCCCAUUGUAUAACUCACAUUCCUGCAUUAUCAAUGGCUACGAUCGCUGCUGGUAUUAGUAAUCUAUCACAAACUGGUCAAACACGAUCUUUAGCAAAGACAUACGUUCAUCCAAAAUUCGAUCCCGACACAUAUGUAAAUGACAUUGCUAUUAUUCGCUUAAAAACGCCACUGAAUAUGGAAGAUUUUCUAAUAUCAAAAAUAUGUUUACCAACUAUUAAUUCAGAGCUACUGCGUACACAAGGAUAUCCUAUAAUUGGUACCAGCCUCGUCGCCAUUGGCUGGGGUACAUUAAAGUCGGAUAGUAAAUUAGUAUCAACCACAUUACAACAGAUAACAAUUCAAGUUGUGUCAAAUAAAGCAGUCAGUUGCAGACAAAUUUUAGAGCAUUCAACGUUACAAUUUUGUGCCGGGAUCCACGGUGGGGGAAAAGGAAUGUCUAUAAAAAUACGAUUAUUUAAAUUUAUCUCUCGAUUUUUUCAUAAUAAAUGUAAGAAUAAAAGAAUAUUAACUAUUAAAGAAUGCUCUGUAUGUUAUCAAUCUCGUUUAAUUGAUGAUUAUUUCAUAAUAUAUUCUCGAAAUUGUAAUCAUUCUCAAACAAUAUGUGAUUUAUGUAUUGUUCACUACAUUAAAAAUCAAUUUGAAUUAAAUGGUGUACAAGCUCAAAUUCAAUGUCCAGAAUAUGAAUGCUCAAAUAAAUUUGAUUAUAAUACAAUAAAAUAUAUUUUGCUGCGUAAAAAAUCUCGUAAUUCAAAAUUAUUCAAACAAUAUGAUGAUGCAUUAUUGCAUCAAUGUCUCGAACAAAUGAAUGAGUUUUGUUGGUGUUCACAUGGAUGUGGUUCUGGACAAAUUUAUUAUUUUCCUCGUGAAAAAACUCAUCCGUCGAAGGUUUCACGUCUAUUGUAUAUAUAUGGAACACGUGUCAGUAUUACCAGUGAACAGUGUCCAUGGUUUCAAUGUAUAGAAUGUAAAAAAUUUACAUGUUUUUAUCAUCGUGUACAAUGGCAUCAUGGUCUAACAUGUUGUGAGUAUGAUUUUCCCGAUAAUCGCACAAUACAAUGGUUAAACGUGAAUACAAAAGUAUGUCCAGGAUGUGCAUAUCGAAUUGAAAAAUCGUCCGGUUGCGAUCAAAUGAAAUGUAAAAAAUGUAACACAAAAUUUUGUUGGAAUUGUUUAAUGGUUAACAAUCAUAAACAAGAUUGUAAACAUUAUUCAGACGGAUAA